GAGGCUCCGCCCCCAUCAGUCUUCUCCAAUACAACCAUUAAAGUGACUUCAAGCGGACUUCAUACCGGAUUAAAAAUGUCCAUUUUGUACUUUAUAUUAAUCCUGGCAGCUCAUGUUUUGGGGAUACUGUUGUUGUUGCUCUUGCUAGCCUUCAUUGGCUACUGUGUGUACAUUAAAUAUGUGCACAUGAAAUAUGAUCACAUACCCGGACCACCACGGGAAAGUUUUUUGUUGGGAAAUUCUCCUGCUAUCAGGAGGGUAAUGGCAAGGGAUGGAAACGCACACGACUUAUUCCUGGAAUGGGCAGAACGUUAUGGAUCAGUGUACAGGAUUCAUCUCUUGCACUACGUACUGGUGUGCACCACUAGUCCAGAGGCCAUUAAGGAAGUCCUGAUGUCCUCAAAGUACCCCAAAGACCUCUUCCUCCACAACCGACUCUUCAGCCUGUUUGGUCAAAGGUUCUUUGGAAAUGGGCUGGUAACGGUUAUUGACCACAACCAAUGGUAUAAACAGCGACGUAUCAUGGACCACGCCUUCAGCUGCCUGUAUCUCCGCAGUCUGAUGGGGACGUUCAACGAGCGAGCAGAGAUGCUGAUGACCAAACUGUCGGACUUCGCCGAUAGAAAAGUGGAGACCAACAUGCUGCAACAGGUCAACUACGUCACCUUAGACGUAAUAACCAAGGUUGCCUUUGGCAUGGAUUUAGAGCUGCUGGAGAACACUUCGCUCUUCCCCAAGGCCAUUGAGACGUGUCUUAAAGGGAUGAUCUACAAUAUACGCGCCGUCUUCUUUCAGUUCAAUCCCAAGAACUGGCCCUUUGUCAAGGAAGUGAGGGAAGCGUGCAAGCUGCUGCGCUCCACCGGAGCCCAGUGGAUCCACAACAGGAAGGUGGCCAUCAAAAGCGGUGGCAACGUACCGAAAGACAUCCUCACACAAAUCAUCAAGGCAGUCGGCAAAGAAGAAAGCAUGACCAAAGAUGACGAAGAGGUCAUGUUGGACAAUUUUGUCACUUUCUUCAUCGCUGGACAGGAAACCACGGCUAACCAGCUAGCUUUCUGCAUCAUGGAGCUCGCUCGUCAUCCUGAUAUUCUGGACAAAGCCAGGAAGGAGGUGGACGACGUCAUUGGGAUGAAACGUGACAUGAGCUACGACGAUCUCGGCAAGCUAGUUUACCUCUCACAGGUUUUAAAAGAGACUUUAAGGAUGUACCCAACAGCUCCAGGAACAUCUCGCUGUCUCCCCACUGACAUGGUCAUUGAUGGCGUCCACAUACCAGCGGGCACCAUUGCCAUGUUCAGCACCUACGUGUCCUGCAGGUUGGACAAGUUCUUCAAGGAUCCGAUGGAAUUCAACCCUGAUCGCUUUCACCCCGAAUCUCCAAAGCCUUAUUACUGUUACUACCCUUUUUCACUGGGCCCGCGUUCCUGCCUAGGAAAGAACUUUGCUCAGAUGGAGGCCAAGGUGGUGAUGGCCAAACUUCUGCAGAGGUUUGACUUCACCCUGACGCCAGGCCAGAGCUUUGACAUCUUGGACGUGGGGACCUUAAGGCCCAAGAGCGGGGUGGUGUGCUCCAUCAGACACAGGAAGCAGGGUGCAUGAAUACAACAGGAUUCAGAUGGACCAGAUAUGCAUUAAUAUCGAAAGGAAAAAACAUGUAUUAAGUGGUUUGCGCUAUUGGUGAUGAUUGUGGUAAACAUUUUAAUUAACUUUGCAGUGUAGUAAUCAUAAUAUAUUUUUUCUUUCUUCUAUGUAAUUUUAUAAACAGCUGCAUCAAUUGAAAGACUAUUCGCACAUGUAAUUGUUUAAUAAAAAACUGUAUAAAAUA
This is a messenger RNA of Entelurus aequoreus (snake pipefish), 1825 nucleotides long. Its product is annotated as cholesterol 24-hydroxylase-like. Gene Ontology annotation, biological process: cholesterol catabolic process. The coding region runs from base 76 to 1599 and encodes 507 amino acids. The transcript is spliced from 15 exons. Gene Ontology annotation, molecular function: heme binding; cholesterol 24-hydroxylase activity; iron ion binding. The record is from RefSeq and is a predicted model, not a curated record. Lineage: Eukaryota; Metazoa; Chordata; Actinopteri; Syngnathiformes; Syngnathidae.